CCAUCAUCAUCUCCGUGACUCCGUCUCUUUGCCAACGCAAUCCAUCUACCGCCAGUUGCGCAUAUUCUUCCCGUUGAUUCUUUGUUGUCGACACCCAACGUCGUCAACGUCGUUUAUUUGGUUAUAGUCUUUUCUAAUCUCUCCGCCCCGCGGUCAAACAUAUUCACAAUGGGUCUCUCCCCGCAAAUCACCAACCUGAUCAUCAUCCUUGGUAUGAUGCAGGUCGCCAAGAAGAUUCCCUUCGAGGACCCCAACGUUCUCAACCUCUGCCGCGCUCUUUACGCGCUCAGCAAUGUCAUCAUCCUCUGCAUCCACCUCUACAUCAUGAACACCAUCAACAAGAAGAAGGACCUCACCACCCUCAAGUACGUUGAGCCGGCGCCGAUGGGUUCCACUGAGGAGGGCAAGCUCGUCACCACCACUAUCCACGCCUACGAUCUCGCCCAGUCCAAGCAGCUCCUGCGCUCCCAGAUGAUGGGCGUCUUCAUGAUGGGCGUCAUGCACCUCUACUUCAAGUACACCAACCCCCUCCUCAUCCAGAGCAUCAUCCCCCUCAAGGGCGCCUUCGAGUCCAACCUUGCCAAGAUCCACAUCUUUGGCCAGCCCGCCAGCGGCGACCUCAAGCGUCCCUUCAAGCAGUCUGCUGGUCUGAUGGCCGGUCUCCAGGGCGGCGCUGCUCAGAGCGACAAGAAGGCUGUUGAGGCUGCCGAGCGUGCUGGCCGCGGUGGCGCCAAGGAGGAGUAAAGCGAUUCAAAUCAAUCGCCUUUGGAAAUGCUGCAUGGUGCAGGAAGAAG
Messenger RNA from Neurospora tetrasperma FGSC 2508, 794 nucleotides. RefSeq lists its product as uncharacterized. The coding region runs from base 169 to 744 and encodes 191 amino acids. Gene Ontology annotation, biological process: protein targeting to ER. NCBI's taxonomy places the organism in Eukaryota, Fungi, Ascomycota, Sordariomycetes, Sordariales, Sordariaceae. The record is from RefSeq and is a predicted model, not a curated record. The transcript is spliced from 3 exons. Gene Ontology annotation, cellular component: endoplasmic reticulum; mitochondrion.